UUUCUUUCCUUGCACGCAAGCUGAUAGGAUGGAUCUAAUCGAACGCGCUCUUCCUACACAUCGUGGAGGGUCGAAGUCACUCCCUGGUGGUUCAACGUCCGUGCCCGGUUAUCCCUAUCCAAGCGGCACAAAGUCGAAGACGGGAAGGGCGUCCCGCUCAUUUGGAACAUCUUUGCCAUACAAAUUUCCGACAAAAGUUGGAGCAGCAUCCGAGGAAGCACAGCCAUGGAUUAGAACAUUGCAGCCGUUGUUGUCAAUGGCUAUAUUCUUCAACUUUAUGGUAAUCUUGGGUCUUAUCUUUUUCGCCAUGGCUACUGCUAUGAAAGCUCAACGCCAUAAAGCAGAUUACAAAUUUCAUAGAGAGCCCAGUGUGCUAGACUUUGAUGAAAUUGCUGUGAUCUCUAACGCACAAGAGUGUAACGAUAUGGCCAGAAUGCUUGCUGUGGAAAACUACAGCUUAAAUGCUAUCGCGUUGGGGAUGCAAAUUUGCAUGAUGUCGGCAGAGCCAGAAAGAGGAGGAUUGGGAGGUUCUUCGACAGUAGUAUACGUGGACCUCAACGCGGAGAACCGGUGUAGGAUCAUUGACGUCUUCGACUCUUUGCGCGAAUCAUUCAUCGCAGGAUACAGAAAAAGUUCCCAGGACAAAAUCAACGUUCCGAAUUGUUUAUUUAAGAAGCUUCAAGGCAAAUCAUUCGGAUCUAUCGCGUUGCCAGGAGAACUAGUGACAGCUGCUUGGUUCGCGUCAAAAAUGUUGAAAGAAGAAAUUCAAACGCCUUUUUUACUUUUUACUGGAUUACGAGUACGAAAAAAAUUUUUUGUCGCACGAUCUCGCAGCAAGCGCCAGGCAACAAACCCCCAUGGCUGCUAUUCAGUAGAGAUAUGUGAGUGCUUUGUUUGUGAGUGA
Molecule: messenger RNA, 904 nt
Organism: Cylicocyclus nassatus
Lineage: Eukaryota; Metazoa; Nematoda; Chromadorea; Rhabditida; Strongylidae
Source: the annotation of a GenBank genome assembly